AUGGAGAGAAAAAUAAUAGAGUUUAUUUAAGAAUGUCAAACAAAUAUUGGAAAUUACUAAGAUUUAUCUUAAAUGGAGGAAAUAGUUCAUUAACUUAUUUCAAUUGUUUGUAUAAGUUAUUAUUAUAUUUUGAAGAUUUUCUUAUAGAAUAAGGCUAACAAACCUUUGAAGAAGAAAAAUAAAAAUUUUAAGCCCUGAAUUAAGACUUUUCUAAUUUAUCAAUUUAAUAUAGUCAAGCCUUAUUAGAAAUUUAAACACUCAAAGCACACCAUAAAUAAGAUGUAGAAGAAUUUUCUGAGUUUGAGGAUCGAAUGAUUAAAAAGGAAUUAUUUAUAGAGAAAGAAAAAGAAGAAUAACUUUAUAAUAUGAAAUCGAGCACAAAUGAAAUGAUGAAAUCAAUGAAAUUUCAAUAAUAAUAAUUAGAAAAUAUAAAGAAAUAAAAUGAGGAUCAGUAAAUAGAAAUUAAAGAAUUGCAAAAAUUAUUACAAUAAAAAUAACUUAACACUGGACUGGCUGAUGAUCAUUAAGAAUCUUAAAUCUAAACCAUCAUAAGUAUUUAAGAACCAAAAGAAAGUUCUCCUUCAUGUAAAAGUGUUUAAUUAAAACAAUAAGAAAGUAGUUCAAGUAUUGAAUUAAAUACACAUACUAUUUAAAGAGAGCUUUGUUCUUAAACCAUAUUAACUACAAAUAUUUUAAGGGAAUCUGGUCUUCAUUUAAAAUAUAAUCCUUGUCAUUCUAAAAAUCAGAGUAUAAAUUGGGUCAAGUUAGCUACAAUUGCUUAAACUGAGUUAUCUUCAUCAUCAAAAAGUGAUGAUGAAGAAUCUGUUUUUAGAAAAUCUUAAAGGAGAUUAUCAAAAGAUUUGAGUACUGAAUGUGAACCAAUAUUUUUUAGUAGCAGAAAUCCAUAUAAAGAUUUCUUUACAUUGGUAUGGAUAAUGAAUAUUAUUUAGAUUAGUCAAUCAGUUAAAUUAAAUUUAAAUUAAACAAAGUAUUAUGUUGUAAAUGUUGAUAUGAUGUAUAAUUAAUUUCAGGUAGAAGGCAUACCAUUUCAUAAAUGGUACAAAAAAAUAGAAAAUUAUAUUUUAUAAUAAGUUUAAUGA
Molecule: messenger RNA, 1100 nt
Organism: Paramecium sonneborni
Lineage: Eukaryota; Ciliophora; Oligohymenophorea; Peniculida; Parameciidae
Source: the annotation of a GenBank genome assembly